AAAAUAUUAUUUUAAGAAAAUAGCUAUAAAAAUAGAUUCACGUUAGAAGCGAAAUUGCGGUACGUCACUCAUGACAACACAGCAACAAUAUGGCGGCUAUGGUAAGGUUGCUGAACGAAACUGAUGCCAUAGUCGAAACCUCAUAUGAGAGAAAGAAUAAAGCUGAGAUAGAGAGACUACAAGAGUUUGCAGCAGCAGUUAGAGUGCAAGCAUGGUUCAGAGGAGCAAGGGUCAGAGUUUAUAUGAGACAUUUAAACAAAUGUGCUACUGAGGUACAGAGAAGAUGGAGGGGUUUUCUUGGCAGACAGUUCUUCAGGUUGUAUGUGAAAAACUGUGUACUUGUUAUGAAGCUGAAUUUCUACAAUUCUCAAGUGACCAAGAUUCAGAAGAUGUGGCGAGGUUACUAUGUAAGGAAGUACGUGUUCAACUAUUACAGUAGGAAGAGAUAUCUUGAGGCCCUUGUCAUUAAAAACGACAUCAUCAGAAAUGAGCUGGAGGAAUACUCGGAGCAGCAGGAGCAGAACAGGCGGCGACAGAAUGAAGCUAAGGAGAAGGUAACUCAGGAGAGACUAGCAAGGAAAUACCACUAUCUUAUCAGUACACAUGUGAUACCUGGAGUGUUUAACUCACCAUAUCAGCCCUACCCCAGUGAGAUGGAGUAUGCCCUUGCCAGUGUUAAACCUCUGAUUCACAAGAGAAAGCCAAGUUCAGAUAAUCCCUAUGACCCUGCAUGGAAGAGUUAUGGGCAUGAGCUUCCCAAACCACAACAGCUGCCUCCUCUACAAAACAAACCACAGGGUCCAUUCCGUGAACCAGAUACUGUUCAGAAACAGAGAUACAAAGGGUUCCAGCCAACUUUGCGUGUAGCCACAUCUUUCACAGCCCUGGAGGAUGCCAGAGAGAAAAUGAAAGCAGAGGAAUGGGUGACCAGGAUCAAUGAUGAUAUUUUUGUACCAUUUUCACGACGUGACUACAAGUAUGACCCUCUUCUACAUACAAAUUCCAACUACGGACAUCCUCCAUAUGGAACAAAAUAUUUCAGAGAGGAAUAUUUGGAUCAGCAUAUCACACAUUUGGUGACACCCUUUGAAACAUACUAUAUGCCUUUCAAGACCGUAGUGCCUCCUAUCCCAGUUUUUGAAAAACUCAACGACACCUACUCCCAGGGACAAGUCUGAAGUCUGUCUUAAAUGAUACAUUGAUUAUACCAAGAGAAUCAAAAACAAAAAUAAAAAAAAGCAAUAUCAGUACUCUCUGAAUUUUCUCUGAACAAAACUUAGCGUAACAUAAAUAUUUGUGCAUCACCUAAAAUAUCUUGCCCGACUUCAUUCAUGUUUUGAACAGUAAUGUUUUAAGAUCAGUGGAUUAUUGGGAAGUUGGGUCCAUGUGGCAGGUUCUCAUGUGUAGGUGACUGAUUGUAAGUUAUGGGGAUAGCCUCAGUUGACUCUUAUUCUAUAUCAUAAAUAUGACAGUGUCAUUUUGUUUUUAUAUUUUCUUAACAUUAUUGUUGGUGCCAAUAAGCCAGUUUCUAAUUCCGAUUUAGCAACCAGCUUUAUGUGGUUUUGGCAUGGUUGCUGAAUAGCUUGUUUUAUUGGUCUUUUAAAUUUAUCAAAUGAUCUGUACAUGUAUAUUAUUUUUGGGUGUAAGCACUGUUUUUGUACAAAUGUAUGUUUUAUGUCAUUCAAAUAUAUAUUAUAUAGAUCAUGGUGAGAAAAAAUUGAAAAAUACUGUCUGUUAAAUUGUACAUUGUAAAUUGUAUUCUAAAUAUUAAGAGAAAAAAAGUAGUAAAGUAACAGUGAUAAAAAUCCUUUACCACACUGACAAUGAUGAUGCAUUUUACAUGUAUAAGUAAUGCCAAAUAAUAGUCGGGUAGUGCUAACAGCAGUGUAAGGAAAAAAAAGGAACUUGAUAGCAAGCUCUUAGCAUUUUUUUUCUCAAAAACUUACAUCCCAGUUUUUGCCAAGCAUAUUGACACAUUGAUGCAAAACUCUUGUAUCUCCUACUUUAUUUGUGUGGUUUUGACAACAGGUUUGUACUGAGGCAACACUUUGUAAGAUCUAAUGACAGAUAUUUUGUUGAAAUCUGUGAUACUUAAUGUAUACCAUUGUUUUUCAUUAUAUUUGAGAUGUGUACAGAAACAGUCUAUACAUAUAGACAUAUUGAGUUAUUAGAUUGGGGUAUGUCGUUCGUCGGGCGGGCGGGCUGGGUCAAACUGGUGUUUCCGGUCAAUAACUUUUGUUUCGGUAAAGAUAUUUGAAUAAAACUUGGUAUGUAUGUAGCUUAUAUCAAGACAAAGACUGGGAUUGAUUUUGGGGUUUCUGGGGUCAAGGUCACUGUUACUUAAAAUAGAAAAAGGGUUUCUGGUCAAUAACUUAACUUAGGAAUGAGCUAUCAUGAUGAAACUUGGUGUAUAGAAAACUUAUAUAAAGUUGUAGCUUGGGAUUGAUUUUGGGGUUUCUGGGAUCAAGGUCAAGGUCAUUGUUACUAAAAAUAGGGUUAGGUUAGGGUUUAGGGUUAGGGUUAGGGAUUAGGGUUAGGAUUGUGCUUUAAAGUGGUGCACUGUGAUUCAGUAUACUUUUUUAUUCUUAUGAAAAGUGUUGAAAACCUGGUUUCGUGGCAUUGCCGCGUUUCUUGUUUUUUCUGUGUUACUAGUAUUAUUGGAAGUUUGUUCAAGAAUAGCAUACUUUAAUCAAUACAUGUAUAGUUUUGUAUUGACCUGGAGUAAGUCAUGCUUUGAUUUGCCACCGGUCACUUUUUCAGUGAUAGUAAAGCAACCAUUUAAUCCUGUGAGGUGUGCAAGAUCAGCUGAAGUAUGCUGUAGAAAAAUGACCCAGAUAUACCCAGCCUUUAUAAAAUGCUGAACAAUAAUGUUCUACAUACAGUAAUCUAUGGGGAUAUAUUGCUUGUGCCUAGCCUUUAUACAUUCCAAAGAUUAAGGUAUGUAGUACAUUGGGUUAUUUAAAAACUAAAUACAAAUAAUUACUUCUCUUAUGAUUUUUGAUACUGGUUAUUGUUAGGAUAACAUGUUUGGUGUUUAAUCAUUUUCAUUUUGUAUUUUUUGUCAUAUUCCGUCCAUAUUAUUUGUUUUCAUAAUAAAACAAAAAUAAAUGUU
Molecule: messenger RNA, 3112 nt
Organism: Mercenaria mercenaria
Lineage: Eukaryota; Metazoa; Mollusca; Bivalvia; Venerida; Veneridae
Product: spermatogenesis-associated protein 17-like
Exons: 11
Coding region: 90-1178 (362 amino acids)
Biological process (GO): establishment of meiotic spindle localization; mitotic cell cycle; spindle organization
Cellular component (GO): spindle pole
Molecular function (GO): protein binding
Source: RefSeq, a predicted model, not a curated record